AUGUCGUGGUUUCCCUCACGCAUCAGCAACAUCGUCCACACACUUGUGUACUCCCUCCCGUCGCCGAAUGAGACGAGCACAAAUAUCACCAACUCCACCAUCAAUGGGACGAUCGCCAAUGCAACCGCCAUCGCCUCGGAAGAGAAGCUGAAGAAGGAGGCGCUCGUCAUUCCCCUUGCCUUCGCCGGAGGGAAGUACGGCGCCGUCCUCGCGAUUGUCGCUAUUCUGCUGAACCGUAUCCACCACGUCGUCCAGCGUCCGCGCCCUCCGCCGCCGCCCCUUCCCCACCCGCCCCUAGGAUGGUACCGUGAUCUGCGGCACCGUGUCUCGCGCGCCCUGACGUCGCCCAAGACGCCCAGCUACCUGCGCAUGCCAGGACUGCUGGCACUGGGCCGUGCGUGGCUCUUGUUCUCGGUCAUCACUCUACAGGUCGCGAACCUGUGGCCGCAAAACCUCGUGAAGCGUCUCGAGGCCGCGCACUGGUCGGCCGGACCGCUGACGCCGCUCGUCGCCCCCUUCGCGCACUCGCUCGCACACACGACCGAUCUGCUCGGAUCAUGGGCGGGACAUCAGGAGAUGGAAAGCGUGUGCUGGAGCGUCUUCCUCUGCGUCUGCAUCGGCCUCAUCUGCGAGGCGUUGGCUAACGGCCUCGAUCGAGCAGACGCAGGCGCUAGCUUCAACCUGUUCGGCUUCUCCUUCCUCUGUCACUUUUACUCGUCGCCCGUGACACACCAUUACAACCCGCCCAACGUCACACACGGACGGCCAGACGUACAUGCCUUGUUCCAGCUUUGGCUUGGACUCACAGAGGUGAGCUAUCGAGCUCUCGCAUCGCUUGAGGCGCAACCAGCUGCUGCCGACUGGAGUUUGCGGGGCCCUUAG
Molecule: messenger RNA, 882 nt
Organism: Trichosporon asahii var. asahii CBS 2479
Lineage: Eukaryota; Fungi; Basidiomycota; Tremellomycetes; Trichosporonales; Trichosporonaceae
Exons: 4
Coding region: 1-882 (293 amino acids)
Source: RefSeq, a predicted model, not a curated record